Messenger RNA from Calidris pugnax (ruff), 1897 nucleotides. RefSeq names its product cytosolic thiouridylase subunit 2 homolog (S. pombe) (gene CTU2). Gene Ontology annotation, biological process: tRNA wobble position uridine thiolation. The record is from RefSeq and is a predicted model, not a curated record. The coding region runs from base 55 to 1530 and encodes 491 amino acids. Lineage: Eukaryota; Metazoa; Chordata; Aves; Charadriiformes; Scolopacidae. Gene Ontology annotation, molecular function: sulfurtransferase activity; tRNA binding. The transcript has 15 exons. Gene Ontology annotation, cellular component: cytosol.
AACGGGACGUGGACGGGACGGAGCGGGGCCGAACUGAACCGAACCGGCAGCGCCAUGUGCGAGGCGGCGGAGGACGAUGGAGGGUGCGGGGCGGACACGGCACCGGCACGGCGCCGCCGCCUCUCGGCACACAGCCACCCACGGCCCUGCAUGAAGUGCAAACAGGGCUCUGCCGCCCUCAUCAUCCGCCUCGGGGACGCUUUCUGCCGCGACUGCUUCCACGAGUAUUUCGUGCACAAGUUCCGCGCGAUGCUUGGCAAGAACCGCGUCAUCUUCCCAGGAGAGAAGGUGCUGCUGGCAGUGUCAGGGGGGGCAGCCUCCAGCGCCAUGGUCCGGCAGGUGCAGGAGGGGCUCAGCCGGGAGACAGCCAAGAAGCUCCGCUUCAUCCCUGGCCUCAUCUACGUUGAUGAGGGAGCGGUGCGUGGGCAGAGCACGGCACAGCGGGAGCAGAACCUGGCCUCCAUGGAGACCUUGCUGCAGGCAACCGGCUUCCCCUACCACCUGGCCCACCUAGAGGAGGCACUGGAGCUGCCCGCAUCCAUCUUGCAGCCGGGGCCGGAGAAGUCCAACAAGCCCAACUCGUCCUACAAGGAGGCCGUGGAGGGCUUCAUCCAGCAGCAGCGGCAGGAGGGGAACGGGGAUGGUGGCACCUUGUCGCCUGGCCUCAGCACCCAGGAUGCACCUGCAGGGUCCCCAGCCACCCCCCGCCUGCCCACCGCUGCCUGCACCCAGGAGCUGCAGCAGCUCUUCAAGGCCGUGGAGACGACGACAGCGAGAGAAGAGCUGCUGCAGAUGCUGCGGACCCACCUCAUCGUGCAGACAGCCCGGACUAAGGGCUACACCAAGGUGAUGACAGGCGAGAGCUGCACCCGUGUGGCCAUCAAGCUCCUCACCAACCUGUCGUUGGGUCGUGGUGCCUUCCUCGCUGUUGACACGGGCUUUGUGGACAACCGCCACGGCGACGUGAUGGUGGUGCGUCCCAUGCGGGAGUACAUGGCCAAGGAGAUUGCCUUCUACAACCACUUCUUCAAUGUCCCCACUGUCAUCGCGCCACCCCUCCCCACCAAGCGCCACGAGAAGCCCAGCAUCCACGACCUGAUUGAGCGCUUCCUCCUGGGACUGCAGGAGGAUUUCCCCUCCACCAUCAGCACCGUCUACAGGACAGGUGAGAAGCUGAGCCCAGCUCCAGCCAAGGCGAGCAGCGAGUCCCAGCGCUGUCUCCUCUGCCUGUGCGCCCUGGACAUUGCUGGGGAGGAGGAGCUGGCCCUGGAGCCCACGCUCAUCGUGGAGGAGACCGAGCCGGUGGGGGACGGGUGCUGCCAGGACACCCCAGCAGCGGGGGCUGAGAGCAAAGCUGCCUUCAUCCCGCUGCUGUGCUACGGCUGCCGCCUCACCUUCAAGGAACUGGGUCCCCUCGCCACGCUGCCACCCUACGUGCGCGCCGAGGCCCAGCGCAGGAUCCUCAGGGCACAGAUGGAGCAGCAGAGCCAGGAAGUCCCACUGGAGAACGAGGAGCCCGGCAAGAGCUGAAGGGGCUGGGCACAGUGGGGCACACAGACCCCCAUCUCUCUGGUGUACCCGUGGGGCAGGGUGGCACUCCCCGCCCCAGGAUGGUGGAGGACCAACGCCUCUGUGGACCUCCUGCAGCUGCUUUUACACCCCAUUUUGGUUACAGCUGGGGGGCAGGGGAGCCCCCACCCCCCCCUUCAAUGUGGGGGCUAAGGGUGCUGGUCCCCCCUGGAGGCAGGAGAUCCCCCUGCACCCCCUUCUCCCUCCCCCAGCUACACAUGAGCCGGGGAGGCCUCAGCUUUGUUUUAUUAGAUAUCUGUAUAAAUAAACCAUUUGAAUUAAUAAAAAACAAAACAAAACAAAACAAACAAAACAACCCAAAAACAAA